This is a messenger RNA of Cyanistes caeruleus (blue tit), 3305 nucleotides long. The record is from RefSeq and is a predicted model, not a curated record. NCBI's taxonomy places the organism in Eukaryota, Metazoa, Chordata, Aves, Passeriformes, Paridae.
ACAGAAUAUUUUGUUGCUUUAAAGGUAUAAAUUAAUAAUGUCCUGUUUCUUUUCAAUCAGAUGGAUGGUUUUUGGAAAAAAUUGUUAUAAAAGAAGUCUGCUACCCUUUUUCUGCACAUGUUUUUUUUCACAAUGGCUGGAUCAAUAAACGCUCCAAUGAAGAUUUUAUAGAAGUUGCAAUUCCUCUCAAAGAAACAUCUGUUACAUGUCUUCCCACCGAAAAUUUAGAAACGAAAAGUAGAGGACGAUGGCAAACAUGGGUGCACUGCAUGCAAGUACCAGAAGAUGUUCCUAACAUUCAAGUUGUUGCAUUUGGAAGAAAAGGGAAAUCCCCAGCACAGAAAGUUCAAAAUCUAAGUGAUACUCCCUUUUUGUUGACCUUUGGUGAUAUUGGAGACAUAACAAAAGUCUCCUUUGUGUUAUGUGGUCCAUCCUUGAGAAGAGGAAUUGAGCUUCACAAGCUUCGGCUAAAAGACCUGGACACUAAACAAGAGCUGGGCUUUCACACUGAAGCCCCAUGUCUGUUUGGAGAAGAUGGAUCUGAGAUGGUGACAGAGCUUGCUGCUGUCAGGCCAGACCAGCCACCACUCAGGGAAGUUCUUUACUUGAUCAACAUCCAUACAGGAACACUGCCUGCAUCAGGAACUGAUGCAGAUGUAUUUAUCACAGUAUUUGGAGAGUGGGGAGAUUCCUGCAAAAGGAGACUAGGGCACUCACAUUUUGAAAGAGGGAAGGUUUGUAUGUCUGAAAUGAGAGCAGUUGACCUUGGACAGUUGAGCAAAGUGCUUGUGGAGCACCAUAAUGUGGGUUAUGGAGCUGGAUGGUACCUGGACCAAAUUGUCAUCCAGGAAUCAGGCAAGACUGAUGAACAAUAUGUAUUUCUUUGCCAGCAAUGGUUAGACAGUGGAGUUGGUGAUGCACAGACGGAACGAACAUUGAAACUUCUUGGAAAAGUCAGGAAUGGAAUGUUGACAGGAAAGAUUUAUGGGAUUUGGGAUGUCCACGUCACAACUAGUGAUAUUUCUUCUAGUUCCAUGAACCCUAAAAUGUCUCUAACUGUAUGUGGUGAAAAAGGAACUUGUACUUCAGUCAUAUUCCCCAAAGGAUCCCUUAAAAAAGAGCAGAUUUAUGAGACUUCUAUUGAACUAAGUAAGAAAUUUAAUACUAUAUUCAAAGUUCGCCUAGAAAUUGAAGAAGCUGGAGAAGGAGAGACUUGGCAUUGCCAUAAGGUAAAGCUUCAACACAGAGAAACUAAAAAUGUUCUAGAAUUCCCAUUUUGUCAUAACUUUGCUGAUGAAGAAGGAGGAAGAGUGACUGAACUUCCAGUCCUCACAGCUGGGUCCCCUUUUCCAGCAGUGAAAGUCUAUGUUCUCCGCAUCACCACAGGAGCUACCCCUGGGUCAGGCACAGAUUCAGAUGUGUAUGUCAUACUGCAAGGCUCCUUGGGAGAUACUGGGAGAAGAAAGUUAACUAGGAAAGGAGAUGAAAAUUUUACUAAAGGAAAGGUGGAUAUUUUUCAAGUGGAGGCAGUAGAUAUUGGUAUUCUGCAAAGGAUGGUUGUUGAAAAAGGGAGAGGCUCUGACUGGCUUCUGGAGAAGAUUAUUGUGAAAGAGUCAGCAUCUUCAGGGACAGAAACAUUGUUUAUGGCUCAAACAUGGCUUAAAGACAGACGUGAUGGAAAAAGAUCUGCCUCAGUAACGCUGGAUGCCACAGAAGUUCAGGAGAGGAGGAGUACAUCUGCCUGGCCUUUAGGAAGACAGCAAAUGAAUUCAGAAGGCAAAUGGAGGAUUUAUUUCAAAAAGCAUCAGGAAGAAACAAAAUCAGAAUUUGAAAAGUUGUCAGAAAAUAUAUCCAAGAUGGUUAUGGUUUUUUAUGGAAGCAACGGCAAGUCAAAUCCAGUUUCCAUGGAAAACAAAGUGGAGCAUCAAACUGAGAACCAAAUAACAUAUGAUAUACAUUUGCCAUCCGAUUUGGGAAUGCUUUAUAAAGUGAGACUUGGUCUCCAGAGUUUGGAAAACAAUGUAUCGCGGCUGUCUCUUUGUCACUUGAAAAUACAGAACACAUCAACCCUGGAUACCUUUAGUCUCACCAUAAAUAAAACACUUCCUCUUUCUCCUAAUGGAGACAGGUGGAUUGAAUUCCCUAUACAGUGGCCAUUAAAAGAAGCACUUUCUGUGGUUACAUAUCAUCUAACAGUAUUUUCAAGAAAUAUUUUGAAUGAGAGAAAUUUAGUGAAUAUGACUGUGUGUAUAUAUGGUACUCGUGGUGACACAGGGGACAGAUCCCUUCUCCAGUCAUUGCAGAAUGUACAGCAGGGAGAGAAAAACGAGUCAUUUCUCAUUAUCAUGGAGGCUGUUGACUUGGGAGAACUGGAAAAAAUUGUUCUUUUGAUCAGCAGUAAAACAGACUGCAAACUGGGCAUUAAAAAAUUGCAUGUGCAAGAAGCCGCAAAGGACCAUCCCAUCUAUGUAUUUGAAGUGAAUGAAGAAUUUUCUGUGAAUGCAAAUAAGCCCAAAAUACAGAGAGAAAUCCUGGGAUCUUUUGUUUUCAGAGGAGAGAAACAAAAAAAUGGCAUAGAUAACAACCUGAAUAAAGAAGAAAGUCAAGUAAAAAAAUUGACAGAGUAUACUAUUAAAGUGUACACAGGUGACAAAAGGGGAGCAGGGACUGAUGCCAAUGUGCAUAUUAUUUUAUGUGGGAGUGAGGAAAAAUCUGAGGUAUUUCAACUCUCUCAGUCACUGGAGCAUCAAAACCCCUUUGAAAGAGGAAAGGUUGACACAUUCAAGAUUAAGACGAAAAAAUUAGGCAGCCUACGUUCAAUUGAGAUUGGCCACGAUGGGAAAGGAUUUGCAAGUGGCUGGUUUCUAGAAAAAGUGGAAAUCACAGAUGCAGCUAGGAAUUCAAUGCAUUGCUUCAACUGUAACAGGUGGCUUGCUGAAGAUGAAAGUGAUGGCCUCACCACAGUGCAGCUUUAUCCACAGCUGCUUGAUUUCUGAUUCUUUCCAAGUGUGAUGCUUCUCCAAAUUCAUGCUGAUUUGAUUUACUUGUCUUUUGCAAUUCUAAAGGCAUUGUAAUUAUUGUGAAGAAAAGUCAAAACAAUGUAUUAAAAACAUCAUGGUAAAUUAAAUAUGUCUAAUGUGAACACAGAAUUCUGAUCCUAUUAUAGACACUCAAAAACUUUGCAUGACAGAAAUGUAGAUAUCAGAAACUUAAAUCUGUAACAGGACUCUGUGGACUUGAACUGAGAAAUCAUAAUGGAAGACAUAUGUAGUAACAUAUUCAAAUAUUUUUGUUUCAGUAGUGAU